CCAUAAUUGCAAUUUCCCAAUUUACGCGACGUGGCUGAUUUCUCUUCAUGAAAAUUUUCGGCUGGAGACGCAAAAAUAGUUGAGACAAACUGAAUUAUGGUUGGAACUUGGAACAUUCAGUGCAUCUCACAAUCUGUCCCUUUUCUCAUAUGCAUUUUACAGUUGCAUACGGAAAAGACUUACAAAGUUGUGUGCUAGAUUUGGGAUUCAGUAACCAGAAGAUGAAGCGGAAUCUUCUUAGCCAGCGGGCGAAGCCAUAUCUGGGACAAUUUUUAGAAAGAAGAGGGUACACAUUAUCCACUUUAGCUUCUGCUGUGAGAUGGGAAGGAGGCGUUUCAAUGGUUCAAGGAGCUUCCAGGGGCAUUGGCUAUGAGUUUGUUAGACAAUUGUUAGAGAAAAAUGACAAAGGCUACAUUGUUGCAACGUGUCGUAAUCCUAGUGGAGCAACUGGGCUUCUGGAACUGAAGAAUAAGUUUCCUGAGCGCCUUGACAUUCACCCAUUAGAUCUGACAGUUGAAAGCACUAUCGAGGACUCAGUCAAAUCGAUCAGAGACAAAUAUGGUUCGGUAAAUCUUCUAAUUAAUGCAUCUGGUGUUCUUUCAAUACCCGAUGUUCUGCAGCCAGAAACAACACUGAGUAAGGUGCAGAGAACAUCCUUGCUUCUUGCUUAUGAUAUCAAUGCUGUUGGUCCCAUUUUGGUCAUCAAGCACAUGUGGCCUUUGCUGAAAGCUGGAGGUGGCUCUGGAACUGACAAGGAUUUCGCUAUUGUUGCCAACUUAAGCGCAAGGGUGGGAUCGGUAGGAGACAAUGCUUUGGGAGGGUGGCACUCCUAUCGUGCAUCUAAGACUGCACUGAAUCAGUUAACAAAGAAUGUGUCGGUGGAAUUUGCACGUAAGAAGGAUCCAAUUAUAUGCAUUUUGUUGCACCCAGGCACGGUGGACACUGAUCUCUCUCAACCAUUUCAAAGAAAUGUUCCAAAAGAAAAGCUUUUCACCAAAGAGUUCUCUGUUCAGAAACUCCUCAGUAUCAUGAACAACACAAAGAGAUCUGAUAAUGGAAAGUUCUUUGCCUGGGAUGGUCAAGAAAUUCCUUGGUGACUUUUCCCUGAAAUCCAGACAUGACGACCGGGUAUCUACUUGGUUUCAACUGAUUCCUCCUGGAUGAUAUUCUUGUUUUCUUCUUGUUGAGCAGUAGCUUAUUUUCUAGUUACUUUUAUAUGCCCUUGUACGAAUAUGCGCGCCCCUUCUUCUAAUUAAAUCAUUAAAUAAGAAAGAAAUUGCUGUUUCAAUUGUACCUACAGAAGAGAUUGUACAAAUCGGUAUUUGGUAUGAAGUGAAUCUCUGCCUAGAAGUUGAGUGAACAUAUACUGAAAUAAGAAACUGAUUGACAGUUUCACUUAAAUGUGUUGUUUUACUUGUUUUCCAAAUUUCAAUCUAAAAUAAAUCAAAAUAUCA
Molecule: messenger RNA, 1454 nt
Organism: Solanum dulcamara
Lineage: Eukaryota; Viridiplantae; Streptophyta; Magnoliopsida; Solanales; Solanaceae
Exons: 6
Coding region: 150-1097 (315 amino acids)
Source: RefSeq, a predicted model, not a curated record